Molecule: messenger RNA, 2034 nt
Organism: Neolamprologus brichardi
Lineage: Eukaryota; Metazoa; Chordata; Actinopteri; Cichliformes; Cichlidae
Source: RefSeq, a predicted model, not a curated record
ACUAGAGGGGGCAGUUAGUGAGCACCGCGAGAGUGGUUACGUCUUUGCGCGUGGUGUAAGCGGCAUUUAAUGCUACGAUAUGAACAUCGUAAAUUAGCUCACUGAAUCCUUAAAACUCAAAUAUCGUUUUAUAUCGUCACUGGUCUGAUUUUAAGCCAUAAGCGUUCCGUUAGGUUUGGCGUUCACAGGACUACAUUUCCUAUCGCUGCUGCUGAUGACGUCAUUCAUGUGCGCCAAUCUUUACAGUCUUCGAGGGGAUCUUUGAUUAGCUACAUGGUUAAUACAAUAUAGUAAGCUGUCACCAUGGUGAUGAAAUCAGCAGUUGAUGAUGAUGACACUGGCUGGGGGCUGGGUAUCCCAGAAAAGAUGAAGAACAACGCCAACUGGGUUGAUAUUACACAUGAAUUCAAAAGCGCCUGCAAAGAUUUGAACCUUGGAGAGUUGCUUCAUGACAAGCUGUUUGGCUUGUUUGAAGCCAUGUCAGCUAUAGAGAUGAUGGAUCCUAAGAUGGAUGCGGGAAUGAUUGGAAACCAGGUCAACAGGAAAGUGCUCAACUUUGAGCAAGCUAUUAAGGAGGGUGCCAUCAAGGUCAAAGACCUCAGUCUUCCUGAACUCAUCGGGAUCAUCGACACCUGUUUCUGCUGUUUGAUAACAUGGUUGGAGGGCCACUCACUGGCCCAGACUGUGUUUACCUGCCUCUAUGUUCACAACCCUGACCUGAUUGAGGAGCCAGCCCUCAAAGCUUUUGCCCUGGGCUUGCUGAAGGUGUGUGACAUUUCCCGGGAAAAGGUCAACAAGGCUGCUGUGUUUGAAGAGGAGGAUUUCCAGGCCAUGACCUAUGGCUUUAAGAUGGCUAAUAAUGUCACAGAUCUGCGGGUGACAGGUAUGCUGAAAGAUGUAGAAGAUGAAUUACAGAGGAAAGUUAAGAGUACGCGCAGUCGACAAGGUGAGCAGCGAAACCCGGAGGUUGAGCUGGAGCAUCAGCAGUGUCUGGCACUAUUCAAUAGAAUAAAGUUCACACGCCUUCUACUGACUGCACUGAUCGCUUUUACCAAGAAAGAGACCAGCUCAGUGAGCGAGGCCCAGAAGCUCGUGGCACAGGCAGCUGACCUGUUAUCCCCCAUUCAUUCCAGCAUUCAGCAUGGCAUCCAGUCACAAAAUGACACCACUAAAGGAGACCACCCCAUCAUGAUGGGCUUUGAGCCUUUAGUCAACCAGAGAUUGCUGCCACCCACCUUUCCUCGCUACGCCAAAAUCAUUAAGAGGGAGGACAUGGUGGCGUAUUUCAGCAAGCUUAUAGAGCGCAUUAAGACUGUUUGUGACGUGAUCAACACUACCAACCUACAUGGCAUACUGGACUUCUUCUGUGAAUUCAGUGAGCAGUCUCCCUGUGUGCUCUCCAGAUCUCUUCUUCAGACGACAUUCCUGAUAGAUAAUAAAAAAGUGUUUGGCACCCACCUGAUGCAAGACAUGAUUAAAGAUGCUCUGAGGUACUUUGUCAGCCCACCAGUCCUCUCAUACAAGUGUUGUCUCUUCAACAAUCACCAAGCGAAGGACUACAUUGACUCUUUUGUUACACACUGCUCCAGGCCUUUCUGCAGCCUGAUCCAGAUCCACGGACACAACCGUGCUCGACAGAGAGACAAGCUGGGACACAUUCUUGAAGAGUUUGCCACACUGCAAGAUGAAGCUGAGAAGGUGGAUGCAGCUCUGCAUAGCUUACUGAUGAAACUGGAGCCUCAACGACAGCAUCUAGCCUGUCUUGGGACCUGGAUCCUCUAUCAUAACCUGAGGAUCAUGAUUCAGUACCUGCUGAGUGGCUUUGAGCUGGAGCUUUACAGCAUGCAUGAAUACUAUUACAUUUACUGGUACCUGUCAGAGUUCCUUUAUGCGUGGCUGAUGUCCACUCUAAGCAGAGCUGACUCCUCUCAGAUGGCAGAAGAGCGGAUUCUAGAGGAGCAGCUGAAAGGGCGCAGCAGCAAAAAGACCAAGAAGAAGAAGAAAGGUACAUUUUGUUGUGUUGCUUUUAUCUGA